Dicrocoelium dendriticum is the source of this 2295-nucleotide messenger RNA. The record is from the annotation of a GenBank genome assembly. Lineage: Eukaryota; Metazoa; Platyhelminthes; Trematoda; Plagiorchiida; Dicrocoeliidae.
AUGCUCAUGCCUGCUGCUUCCGUUCCAGAGUAUUUUACUCUGCUCCCAUCUGAGAUAUGCCGAUUUGUUCUCGGUUAUCUAAUGCAUAGUGGAUGCGCUAAUGCAGCAGAAGCGUUGUUUUGCGAGAGCGUUCAUCUAGCUGAGCUUCGUACCCAAUACACUUCCGUGUAUGAUCUCCCCUUUCAUGUAACUCAACUUACUUUACUGGAUAUCGUCAACGAUUACCUAAAGGUCGCGAAUGGAGUGGCACAUCACGUGUUGAAAUUUGGCAUUGUGUUCCGCCUGGGAUCGGUUUCCACAGCUCUCCCUCAUAUACUGAAAACAGCAGCGACACAGCCAGGUCUAGUUCGCCUGGCUCAUAUCCGUCCCAACCGGAUGCCUUUCGGCAAGGCUUGCCUUCCUCCCAGAAUUGUCAACCUUGAGCAGUUUUCCCGCAAUCUUCAACUACCAUCUUUGGCAGUUCGUCCUCACUCUUAUUCCAGUGCCAGCUCGGCUAACUUUGCACAAUGCACUUCAAGUACUGUCAGCGUCCAAAGUAAGGUUUCGGUUAAACCCCUACAAAAACAUGUGUUACGUCGUUUUAUUUCUGCACAAACUUUAGGCCAUCCUCCUCGACACAUCACUGCAGUAUCUGCCACCUCUGAAUUAAAGGGCCCCGACGCCUCCGACCACGAAGACGACUUUGAUCUCCAGCGUUUUCUUUCCGCUCUUCUCUCAAAUCCGGAACGAGUGGCGACUCAUAUCAACGCGAAGAUUGGUGGCCAUGUGAGAAACGACUGCGACCAUUUCCCCCUGCAGAAUGCAAUGUCAAACGUGCCUUACUCCGCCGAUGGACCACUUGGAAGCCAAAUCACCCCUUCUGUCUCCAUACCUCAUUCGCCUGCUGUAUCAUCUGAAUCUUCUGGUGAUUAUAGCCGGUUACCAGCACCCCCAGAUCAUUUACGCAACUCGCCUGACUCUUCAGAGUACCCAGAUCACCUCACUGGAUGGCUCGAGCGAUGCAAUCUGGAUAGUUGCAUCGAUCAUGUCCUAUCACAAUUUGACUUGGCAAGUCAUGAGCUCUCUAGUCCAGAAGUGAAGACUGACCCCGGCACGCCUGCUGCACAACCUGAAGACGUUUCAAGCCUAGUCGUUCCUUCUGUUACUUCCACACCAGUUGUUGCUUCUCUGACUGGAUCAGCCGAUUCGCUCCUGGACACUGUGCCGGAGACAGCGUCGAAUAACACUGCUAAACAGGCUACGAAGACAAGCAAGAAAGGAUCGCGUCGUCGGAUUGCCUCUCCCCUUUGCUUGAGUCAGUUCACAAACAAUGUUGCUGAAUCUGCUUCUCCACCAACAAAAAGGCGCCGCUCCACUUCGUCCAAGCGAAAGUCAACAGCGCAGAUUCCCAGCCCCUCGGUAUUACAUACUCCAGACAUGAAGGCACCUGGUCACUCAGUACCAGAUCAGUUGUCAGAGCUGGAAUCUCUGCAACAGAGCCUGUUCUGCUCUGAGUCUACUAUGAAAUUCUACGAGGAGUUUGUGGAUGUUCAAGAAUCUAAUUCCGACCCCUCAACCCGUGCAUGUGGCGCGGAAUGUAAUCCCUCUCCCCCCAUACCUGUCGUCGCAGAACCUGUCGACCGCCUCUCUCCUCUCACCCAGUCCACACAACCUGGUCAUCUUCAGCCGCUCACACUGCCAACACAACCAACAGUAUUGCCACAUGUUUCUGCAUUACUGCCAUAUGCAUCAGCCCGAGAUUGGCCCAGCUCCACUUCGAUGUCUAUCCAACAGAGUCAACCGGUAUCGCUUUGUGUCUCCCACCCAGUUUAUACCGCCCCCGCAGUUACUACCACCAGCACCACAGCAGCGAGCACCCCGCUCCAGUCCAUUAUCCAUCUCAGUACAGCUCAAGGCAACCUUCCACAGACAAUCAUCUUGUGUCCACCGAAUGACUCUUUACCUUUGCGCUUGGUCAACUGGCGGGCGACCAACCCGGUUCUUCAAUCCUUUGAUAAACCCGUGAUAAUACGGUUUCCUGCGAAUACGAGUGGCCUCGAUCUUUCAAGAAUCGUACUUCCCAUGAACGUCGAUCUGGAUAGCCCGAAUCCAUACCGAAACACGCUGAAUACACCGGUCCCCUGUGGAUCUAACAACGUGGAGAAUAUUCCUCCUUUAGUUGUUGAAAGCGGAUCACAAGGAAAGAUCCUCAAUUUGGCUUCCAUGGAUGUGGACAAAAUACUCUCCAAGUCGCUGGACGCCAAACGUUGAUUGUGACAACCCCCGCAUCGAUCUCGUGGGGUAACGAGUUUCGGG